CACCGAAGCGACGGAGCGGAAAAGCGCGAGAAGCGGCUGGGUUCCCUCCGCGCAGAGGCGGUAGUGACACAGGCACAACUGACGGUGGCAGAGGCUCAGCUGAUAAGGACUGGGGACGGCGGUGUCCUUGUCUUGCCUUUGUCGCUCCCGCCCCUCUCUUCCCUGGCUGGGCUGGCGGAGUCCGCGCCGAAGAACCUAAGGAGCCAUAUAUUGAAGACCAUGUCUGGAAGCUUCUACUUUGUAAUUGUUGGUCACCAUGAUAAUCCAGUUUUUGAAAUGGAGUUUUUGCCAGCUGGGAAGGCAGAAUCCAAAGACGACCAUCGUCAUCUGAACCAGUUCAUAGCUCAUGCUGCUCUCGACCUCGUAGAUGAGAACAUGUGGCUGUCGAACAACAUGUACUUGAAAACUGUGGACAAGUUCAACGAGUGGUUUGUGUCAGCAUUUGUCACCGCGGGGCAUAUGAGGUUUAUUAUGCUUCAUGACAUAAGACAAGAAGAUGGAAUAAAGAACUUCUUUACUGAUGUUUAUGAUUUAUAUAUAAAGUUUUCAAUGAAUCCAUUUUAUGAACCCAAUUCUCCUAUUCGAUCAAGUGCAUUUGACAGAAAAGUUCAGUUUCUUGGGAAGAAACACCUUUUAAGCUGAAUGCAGAAAAUUCCAAAAUAAAUGAUACCACCAGAGUGGUGUAUACUCAGGAAUGUGUACAUUGGCCCCCUGGCGAUGGCAGAAAUGAACCCAGCACAGGGCCGUGUGGUCUUUGAGGACGUGGCCAUAUAUUUCUCCCAGGAGGAGUGGGGGCACCUUGAUGAGGCUCAGAGGUUGCUGUACCGUGAUGUGAUGCUGGAGAAUUUGGCCCUUUUGUCCUCGUUAGGUUGUUGCCAUGGAGCUGAGGAUGAGGAGGCACCUUUAGAGCCAGGUGUUUCCGUAGGAGUGUCACAGGUCAUGGCUCCAAAACCCUGUCUAUCUACCCAGAAGACGCAACCGUGUGAGACAUGUAGCUCACUUCUGAAGGACAUUCUGCAUCUGGCUGAGCAUGACGGAUCACACCCCGAGCGGGGACUGUACACGUGUCCAGCACAUCUUCACCAGCACCGAAAGGAGCAGAUUAGAGAGAGACUUUCCAGAGGGGAUGGAGGAAGACCGACAUUUGUGAAGAACCACAGCGUUCACAUGGCAGGGAAGACCUUCUUGUGCAGUGAAUGUGGGAAAGCCUUUAGCCACAGACAUAAACUUGCUGACCAUCAGAAAGUCCACAUGGGAGAAAGACCUUAUAAGUGCAGCAAAUGUGGGAUAUUGUUCAUGGAAAGGUCCACACUCAAUAGACAUCAGAGAACUCACACUGGAGAAAGGUCUUAUGAGUGCAAUGAAUGUGGGAAGGCCUUUCUUUGUAAGUCUCACCUUGUUCGUCACCAGACAAUCCACUCUGGAGAAAGGCCUUAUGAGUGCAGCGAAUGUGGGAAAUUGUUUAUGUGGAGUUCCACACUCAUUACACAUCAGAGGGUUCACACUGGAAAGAGGCCUUAUGGUUGCAGUGAAUGUGGGAAGUUCUUUAAGUGCAACUCAAACCUCUUUAGGCAUUACAGAAUUCAUACAGGAAAAAGGUCUUAUGGUUGCAGUGAAUGUGGGAAGUUCUUUAUGGAGAGGUCUACACUCAGUAGACAUCAGAGAGUUCACACUGGAGAAAAGCCUUAUGAGUGCAACGAAUGUGGGAAAUUCUUUAGCUUGAAAUCUGUCCUCAUUCAGCACCAAAGAGUUCACACUGGAGAACGGCCUUAUGAAUGCGGUGAAUGUGGGAAGGCCUUCCUUACAAAGUCCCACCUCAUUUGUCAUCAGACAGUUCACGCUGCAGCAAAGCAGUGCAGUGAAUGUGGGAAAUUCUUUAGGUAUAACUCCACACUUCUCAGACAUCAGAAAGUCCACACUGGAUAAGGCCCUUAUGAAUGCAGUGGAUGUGGGAAAGCCUUCAGUCGCCAACAUAUUGUGGCUGGACAACAGGCAGUACACACUGGAGAAGGACUGAGUGUCAUGAAUGUGGGUAAUUAUGUAGGUACAGUUCUCCAAUCGCUAUGUAUCAGAUAAUUCACACUGCAGAAAUGUGUGUUCAGCAAACUUGGGACAUUAUUUUGGUUUGACUCUCAUUAGACAUAGGAGAGUUUACACUGAAGAAGAGUCUUUUCAAUAAAGUAGAAAGUGGUAAAGAUUCAACAUGGAAGAUUGUACUUACUGGGCUUCAGAAUAUCCACACUAGUGAAAGUCUUCUGAGUACAGCAAAUGUGUGACAUUAUUUUGCUACUACUUCGCACUACUUAGACACCGGUAGUUCACACUGGAGAAGGGCCACAUAUAUGCCUUGAAUGUAGCCAAGAUAAUGAACAACACCCAGAAAUCUCUGAUUUAGCAAUGAGAACUAGUAUCAUAUGUUUUUUUAAAAAACAAUGGUAAAGUACGUGCCACAUCAAGUUUGCCAUCUUAACUGUUGUCCUGUUUAAUACUUGAAGUACAUUCACAUUGUUGUGCAAAUAAUAUCCUGAACUCUUUAUCUUGUAAAAUGAAACUCUAUAACCAUUAAAUAACAACUCAUUCCCACAUUUCUUCAGUCCUUGGCGACCACCAUGCUAAAGUUAUUAUGAAUCUGACUAUUCUUGGUACUUUACAGAAGAGGAAUCUUAGAGUGUUUUUCAUUAUUUUUUUUUUCACUUAGGAUAAUAUCCCCAAAUUUCAGCCAUGUUUUAGCAUGUGUCAGAAAUUUUAAGGCUGAGCAAUAUUUCAUUGUUGGCAUUUGCCACAUUUCCUUUAUUUAUGACAUCUAUUCAUGGACACUUGGGUUACUUCUACCUCUGGCUAUUGUGAAUGUUGUCCCUACAAGCAUAAGGGCACAAAUAUCUCUUCGAGUCCCUGCUUUCAGUUCUUAUUGGGUAUACCCAAAAAAGUGGAACCGCUGGAUCCUGUGGUAAUUCUAACUUGAAUUCUCUGAUGAACUGAGAAACUUCUCCAUAAAACUUGUACCGUUUUACAUUCCUAGCAUUUCACAAAAGUUGUGAUUUGUCCUCAUUCUAAUCCAUAGAAGGCAACAUUUCUAACAAGUUUCUAGGUGAUUUUGUUGUUGCUGAUGCAGGGACUACAUUUUGAGAACUGCCCUAUCCCAUUUCUAGUACAAUGCAGAUAUUCUGUAAAUACCCCUUGUUUCUGUGUUCUAUCCUGUGAACCUUUUCAUUUUGUUAAUUUUUCCCAAUGUUUACAACCAGGAAAUAGCUUGUCAUCUUUGAUAUAAAAUAGAAAUAUUUGCAAAAUA
Molecule: messenger RNA, 3289 nt
Organism: Macaca mulatta (Rhesus monkey)
Lineage: Eukaryota; Metazoa; Chordata; Mammalia; Primates; Cercopithecidae
Source: RefSeq, a predicted model, not a curated record